Molecule: messenger RNA, 267 nt
Organism: Ilex paraguariensis (yerba mate)
Lineage: Eukaryota; Viridiplantae; Streptophyta; Magnoliopsida; Aquifoliales; Aquifoliaceae
Source: the annotation of a GenBank genome assembly
AUGUGUAAAACGUUACGAGUCUUAAAUGCUGUACGCAACCAGGAGAUUGGCAUUCCUCUCAGUAUUCAGCAAUACAAGUUGCUUACACCAUCAGUUCUGAUUGGUCGUUUAAUUAAUGCCCAUCAACACCAUAUAGCGCUGCGAAUGUCAGAGUACCUUGGCAUGAAUCAAUAUGAGCUUUUCAAUGCAUAUGUCCUUGACAUUGAUGCUGCUCACAAUUCAGGACUCCAAACUCCAAAGUAUGAAGCAGCAGUUAAAAUAAGUUGA